Homo sapiens (human) is the source of this 716-nucleotide messenger RNA. Its product is annotated as golgin subfamily A member 2-like. The transcript has a single exon. The coding region runs from base 337 to 672 and encodes 111 amino acids. The record is from RefSeq and is a predicted model, not a curated record. NCBI's taxonomy places the organism in Eukaryota, Metazoa, Chordata, Mammalia, Primates, Hominidae.
UGCACCACUGCACUCCAGCCUGGGCCACAGAGUGACACUCUUGUCGGAAAACAAAACAAAAAGUCUCCUUAGAUUAAAACUGGAUUCCAGCCUCGGUUCCACUGGUCACCAUUCAAGUACUUUGCAUCUCUAAGUCUCUGUUUCUUUAACUUCAAAGGGAAGUUAGCAUUUUCCUUACAGAGGUGCUGAGGAUUAAAUGAGAAGAGGGUAUGAGAUUUGAGGCUGGGGAAGGAGGCAUGGGGUUCUAGGAAAGGGAGGCAGUCACUUAGGCCUGGAGUAAGGGGACAGGGGCCUGGGCAGGCGACAGAGCCCCACAGUGCUGUUGCUACCCUGUUAAUGGGCCCAGAAUCUGGAAGCCAGCCACCACAUGCCCUCACACCCAGGGUCUUCCUGCAGGUGGAGCUGAAGAGCCAAGAGGCUCAGAGUCUGCAGCAGCAGCCAGACCAUUACCUGGGUCACCUGCAGCAGUACGUGGCCACCUAUCAGCAGCAGGUGGCCGCCUAUCAGCAGCUGACCUGUGAGAAGGAGGCGCUGUACAGGCAGUGCCUGCAACAGACCCAGCUAAUGAAACAGCUGCAGCAGCAGGAAGUUUGGGGCAAAGCAGUGGCCGAGAUGGCCUGCCAAAAGUUGCAGGAGACCCAGGGGAGGGAGCUGCCAAGGAUGGGGCUGUGAGGGGGACGACCUGGCAAACUCCAUCCCUUCUCACUCUGUCCUGG